Molecule: messenger RNA, 1406 nt
Organism: Dioscorea cayenensis subsp. rotundata (Guinea yam)
Lineage: Eukaryota; Viridiplantae; Streptophyta; Magnoliopsida; Dioscoreales; Dioscoreaceae
Exons: 3
Coding region: 135-1112 (325 amino acids)
Source: RefSeq, a predicted model, not a curated record
GAUGAGCUCUUAAAACGCUGUGCUUUGCAUUUGGAUUCGCAUUUCAUUUGCAUCUGCAUUUCAUUUGCAUUUGGAUUUCCUUGUGAAUCAGAGAUCCUCAUCCGAAGAAGAAGAAGAAGAAGAAGAAGAAGAAGAUGCACGCGAAGACGGACUCCGAAGUGACGAGCAUCGCACCAUCGUCUCCGACGAGAUCACCGCGCCGUCCAGUGUACUACGUCCAAAGCCCCUCCAGAGACUCCCACGACGGAGAGAAAACCACCGCUUCAUUCCACUCCACACCCGUCCUCAGCCCCACCGGCUCCCCUCCUCACUCCAACUCCUCCGUCGGCCACCACUCCCGUGAAUCCUCAUCCAGCCGCUUCUCCGGCUCGUUGAAACCCGGAUCCAGGAAAGUCACCCCCAAUGACACCACCCGCACCACCACCGGCGCCUCCCGCAAAGGCGGCGGCAAGCAUUGGAAGGAGUGCGCCGUCAUUGAAGAAGAAGGGUUGCUUGAUGAUGAGGAUGAUCAUAAAGGAGUGAUCCCUAAAAAAUGCUAUUUUCUUGCAUUUAUUCUUGGAUUUUUCAUUCUCUUCACCCUCUUCUCUUUGAUUCUCUGGGGUGCUAGUAAAUCUCAAAAGCCUCAGAUCUCUCUCAAGAGUAUGAAGUUUGAGAACUUUAUCAUACAAGCAGGAACAGAUGCAACAUUGGUGCCCACAGAUAUGGUGACCAUGAACUCAACCUUGAUGCUCACUUUCAAAAACACUGCUACUUUUUUUGGUGUUCAUGUCACUUCAACUCCAGUGAAUCUCAACUACUAUGAACUCACAUUGGCCACUGGUGAUAUUAAGGAGUUUUAUCAAUCAAGGAAGAGUCAGAGGACUUUGAAUGUGGUGGUGGUGGGGAAUAGGAUUCCAUUGUAUGGAGGUGGAGCUAGUUUAACUAGUUCUAAUGGCAAGUCUAACAACAGUCCAGUGCCUUUGAAUCUUAGUUUUCAAGUGAGGUCCAGGGCUUAUGUUCUGGGGAAGCUUGUGAAGCCUAAGUUUUAUAUAAAUGUACAGUGUUCUCUUGUUUUGAAUCAGAAUAAGCUUAAUACUCCAGUUUCAUUGAAGAAUUCCUGUCAGUAUAGUUGAGACUUGAGACUUGAGAAAGAUGGCUGAGUUUUUCAGAGUUGGGAGACAGCUGGGAAUGAUGGACUACUACUGAGACAGGUUGGCUUUGAUGACUUUUGGAAUGGGUCUAUUUCAUUGAGAUUCUUAUGGUAUAAUAAUAAAAGAAAAGAAAGAACUCAUGUUUUAUUGAAGUGUCAAAGAGUUUUGUCUUUGUGCAUCACAGCUAUGAUAUAGGUUGUAAUUUAUUGUUUUUUUUUUUGUCUUUCUUUUUAUUUUGUUUUUUGUUUUCUAGUAUAAAUUAUAUGUUGUUGCAUA